CGCGGGGACUGGGCCUCGGGAGAGUCCUGCACAUCCCCCUUGCAACCCCUCCGUAGCCGUGCACGCUGCGCUCCAGCUCCCGCACCCUAAGCCUCGCUUGCCGGCUUCCCAGCCCUUCCCCGAGCCGCCAGCCCGGCUUAGCCCCGCCAUGCCGGUGGAUCUCAGCAAGUGGUCCGGGCCUUUGAGCCUGCAGGAAGUGGACGAGCAGCCUCAGCACCCGCUGCAGGUCAAGUACUCCGGGUCGGAGGUCGACGAACUGGGCAAAGUGCUGACGCCCACCCAGGUAAAGGACCGGCCCAUCAGCAUCACAUGGGAUGGUCUUGACUCCGGCAAACUCUAUACCUUGGUCUUGACAGACCCAGAUGCUCCAAGCAGGAAAGACCCCAAAUACAGGGAAUGGCAUCAUUUUCUGGUGGUCAACAUGAAGGGCAAUGACAUCAGCAGUGGCACAGUGCUAUCCGACUAUGUGGGCUCUGGGCCUCCCAAGGGCACAGGUCAGUAAAAGCUCCUUUGGCGGAGAGUUGGGAGGGGAGCGUGCAUGCUCAUGAAGAUUGGCCUGAAGUCAGUCUUGGCAGGUGAGAUGGUGGGAAAAAAGCAGUCUUGGCAGAACGCAUAGACUGACUUCCCUAGGGAUGAAUACUUCUUGUGUUUGCAUUCACCCUUUGCCCUGAAUCAUCUUUGAGGCUCUAGUCCAUGAAAGAAUUUCAAUAGGUAAUCCUGAUUUCCAAAUUCAAUAUAAAAAAUUGGCCUCUCUGUCACUUUACACCUCUCUCUCAAAAACCUGGUGGUAUUUUGAAAAGACGUGAAAGGGGCCCUCAAAAUAAUUCUGAAUAUGAAUAGUGCACGGCUUUAUCAUGUGUGCAGCUCAGGUUCAAACUCCCACCACAUGGAAGGAAGCUUUGGUGUUGUGGUAUCUAUCUCUCCCUGCCUCUUCCUUCUCAUCCCUCUUUGUAUCUGAAAAUGUCAACCCAAAGAUGACCAAAAAUAAAUAAAAAUAAACAAAAGAUGGGGCUGGGUGGUGGUGCACCUGCCUGAGCAUACACUUUAUAGUGCAAAAGACCCAUGUUUGAGCCUCUGGUCUCCACCUAUAAGGGGAAAACUUCACAAGUGAUGAAGCAGGGCUGCAGGUGUCUCUCUAUCUCCCCGUACCCUGUCGAUUUCUGGCUGUCUCUAUCCAAUGAGUAAAGAUAAUAACAAAAACUUUUUU
Molecule: messenger RNA, 1207 nt
Organism: Erinaceus europaeus (western European hedgehog)
Lineage: Eukaryota; Metazoa; Chordata; Mammalia; Eulipotyphla; Erinaceidae
Product: phosphatidylethanolamine-binding protein 1
Exons: 3
Coding region: 149-502 (117 amino acids)
Biological process (GO): negative regulation of MAPK cascade
Source: RefSeq, a predicted model, not a curated record